Arachis stenosperma is the source of this 1296-nucleotide messenger RNA. RefSeq lists its product as uncharacterized. Bases 1 to 1296 code for a protein of 431 amino acids. The record is from RefSeq and is a predicted model, not a curated record. NCBI's taxonomy places the organism in Eukaryota, Viridiplantae, Streptophyta, Magnoliopsida, Fabales, Fabaceae. The transcript has a single exon.
AUGGAGAAUACACUUAACUUUAACUUGAACGGUUUGACCUCUGCUUUACAAGAUCUCGUCUCCCAGCUUGGAUCAUUGAAUACCUCCAACAAUCAACCUGCAAGCUCCAGUACACUUCCUUCUCAACCUUUACCCAAUCCCAAAGGAGGAAUUAAUGCCAUUACUUUGAGGUCCGGAACUACACUGCCAGAGAGGAGUCAUGAGGAGUCAAGCUCAAAAGAAGACAUUCCAGUUGAAAGCACUGUGGAGGUAGAGCACGUUGAAGAAGAGGAUGCAGUACAAGAUGUGGUUGAAGAGGAAGCAGCUCAAACAAGGAAUGGAGCACCAAGGGAUGCAAAAGCUACAAGAGAUGCCAUUCCUAUUUCAUUUCCACACCUUGCUAGGAAGCCCAGAAAGCAGAUGGAGCUAGACCCCAAGAUGGUAGAGAUCUUCAAAAAGGUUGAGGUAACUAUUCUCCUUUUUUAUGCGAUUCACCAGGUACCUAAAUAUACUAAGUUUCUAAAAGAUCUAUGCAUGACUAAAGAUAAAAUACAUGAUUUAGAAACUAUUCCUCUAGGUAGCUCUAUUUAUGCUUUAAUGGGUUCCAUACCGGAAAAAUAUGGGGAUCCGGGUCCAUGCAUGGUUACUUGUACUAUUGAUGGUGUACAAUUUUCUGACUGCAUGUGUGAUUUAGGUGCGUGUGUGAGUAUUAUGCCAUUAUUUGUAUAUGAUGCCUUGAGGCUCCCUCCCUUAAAAUGGUCGGCAGUACGUUUUAUUUUGGCAGAUAAGAGCAUUAUCUCAGUGGCUGGAAUUGCUGAGGACGUAUUGGUGAGCAUUAAGGGACUCACAUUCCCUAUUGAUUUCUACAUCUUGGAGAUGCCCCCUAAUGACUCAGGAAGACCAUCAUCCAUCCUGUUUGGAAGACCAUUUCUGAAGACUUCAAGGUUCAAAUUGGAUGCCUUCUCAGGAAGUUACUCUUUUGAGAUAGAUGGCAGAACAGUGAGCUUUAAUCUGGAUAAAGCUAUGAAGCACCCACCGGAAGGUCACUCCAUCUUCCAGUGUGAUAUUAUUGAUGAGACUGUGGCUAAAGUCCACCAAGAAGAAGUACAAGAGAUGCACGUGGAGCAAGGUGCAAGUCUGGAGACACCCCUUGAGCUUACUGAAGAUACCUUGCCACCACAAAUAGCUCCAGAUGAUCAAGUGCCUCAUCAUGAGCAGAAACUGGAGUUGAAGCCCCUUCCACCCCACCUCAAGUAUGCUUACCUUGAGGAUAAUCAGAAGCUCCCAGUUAUCAUUCCAAGGGAACUCACUUCCUAG